CCACAAGAUAUAACGCUAACAUAACGUUCAUGUAAACAACGCUGAGCUGAGUAAUGUUAAUGUGUCCGGUUCUGUAAUCGCGCAUCAAAAUAGUCCUAAUGAAACGUUAUAACAUGUUUUGGUGCUAAAUAACGCAGAGGACGUGCUGGCUUGAAGGCAUGGCAGAGCCGCCUGUGGUGAUGAUCCUGAUCCUCCAGCACCUGAUGAGAGGCAGCUAGUGACGGUGCAAAAAGCAAUGCAAUGUUGUGCUGUGGUGCACGAUGAAGAAGAUAUUCAGCUUUACUAAGAGAAAGAAACACCCGUCGUCCAGUACUCCUGACAACGGGAGUGUGCUUUCUGUCGGAUAUGAACUGAAGGAGAAGGACCUCGGGAAGGUACACAAGGCUGCCUCGGUGGGGGAUCUGGCAAAGCUGAAGCAGCUGGCUAAAAAGAAUGAUAUCAAUCAACUUGACAAGGAGAACAGAACUGCACUUCAUAUUGCCUGCGCCAGUGGACAUGUCGAGGUGGUGCAGUUCCUCGUCGAGAGCAAAGCCAAGCUUAACCUAUGCGACAAUCAAAACAGAUCCGCCUUAAUGAAGGCAGUGCAGGGCCAACACGAACGCUGUCUGACCACACUGCUGGAGAACCAUGCCGAGCCUAACCUAGUGGACAUCAAUGGCAAUACAGCCCUGCAUUUAACAGCAAACAUCCCGUCCAUUCCCACUGCUGCUCUGCUGCUGGAGCAUGAGGCUGACAUCAAUGCACAAAAUAAGGAGGGAUUCACACCCCUGACCGUGUCAGUCCGUGAGGACCAUAUCGAGAUGGCUGAGUUUCUCCUCAAGGAAGGCGCUGGUGUGAAUUUUAUGGACCAAGCCCAAAGGUCCCCACUAAUGAUCGCUGCUGGCAAUGGACAAAUCAAUAUGUUGCGGCUGCUCUUGCGGUACAACGCAGAUAUCACACUAAAGGAUACCAAAGGAUGGUCAGCUGAUGACUACGCGGUGAUGAAUGGGCAUCAUCCUUGUUCCCUCCUGAUCAUUGAGCAUAGUACCCAGAGGAAUGACGGGCCCUCACAUCAAGGUCCGAGCAAAAAGAAGCAGAAAACACUGCUGGGCAGUCCUUCUCAAGACAUUGAAGCAGGCUUCUCUUUGGGAGGACCAGCCACUGACAAAGAUGAGCAUGGAGCAAAUGAAGCAGGGGGAGAUUUUGAAGACAAUUCUCAGUCGGAGUCACUAAGUCGAGUUUCAAAAAGUGCUGCAGAUGAAUGGGCUUCAUCAGAAGAUGACGAUGGAUCGGUUUUAAUCGAAAAGAAACCACAGAAGCUCAACCUAAGGAAAAUGAUUGCAUCUAAAAGAGGAGAAGCCGACGAGCAGAAAAGCAAAGCAGACUCAGAGCAGCCUUCAAGUAGUAAAGCAAGAACAGACUCUCAAGAGGAAAGCCCAGAAGCUGAGGAGUCUGAGGAGGAGGAAGAAGAAGAGGAGGAGGAAGAUGAUGAAGAAGAAGAUGAUGAUGAAGAUGAGGAGGAUGACGAAGAAGAAGAAGAGGAGGAGGAGGAGGACAACGAUGAUGAUGAAGAUGAUGAUGAAGAAAGUGAAGAGGACGAUGGGGAAGAGGAUGAAGAAGAGAAUGAAUGUGAGGAGGAGGACAGUGACAAAUGUGUGGCUUCUGUCGAGGCCAACACGGCUGAAUUUGAAGAUAUACAAAAACCCUGUGUUACUGGCGCCCUUAAGAUUAUUGACAGUGCCGAUGCUCAAAACAUACCUGGUGCUGACAUUUCUUACAGCGGUGAAACUAGCCCCGGUAUUGUAGGUGAGAGUGUAGAGGCAGCAGAGAAAGAUGCCAAAACAGAGACUCAAAAAAACGACUGCCCAGCUGGAACAGCAAGCUAUGCAAUGCCAGCAACUUUAGACGUAGAGGAGGAUUGCGUCGUGUCAGCCAUCAGGGUAGAAUCCAAAUUUUCUGAUGAAGAUGACAGCCUCGGGAAGGAAUGCACAUCGUCACCCAGACAUCACACGGGAACUUGUUCACCUUCUGCAGUUAAAGAGGAAGAGUUUGAGCGAGAAGUGGGAAAGGAUGACGACGAUGACUCCUGGAGCAAUAAACAAAACAGCGGCGACGCAGCAAGCAAUGACGGUGCUGAUGAAGAGGACAAUCAAACGGGAGGAUUUGGUCGCGACACGGUACUGGCUAAUAGAAAAAAUUUGGCGCCUGAGGACGGAGUUGAAAACGCAGACGGUUCCUCUGAUGCCGCAUCAAACAAAGAAGCGCUCAAAGAGGGGAAACGCAGAUCCUCGUGGGGCUCCUCAUUAGAGGACAGCGACGCUGACCUACCCAAAGAAGAUGAGGUAAACAAGGAGACGCUUGAUCAGAAAAGUGAUGUCCAAGCAUCAGAUUUACAGCCAGAAGCAGCAACACUGCAUUCAAAAUGCACAUUACCGCAACCAAAUGAAGACCACCGGGAUACCUCAUGGGAUUCUUCAUCACCAGUGGUACCAUCUCCAAAAUGUGUCUCACGUCAGCCAGUGAUGGAUGAACCAGUGACCUCUUCGAGGUUAUGUUCAACUCCUCAGUCCAAAAACAGACCAGCAAAAGCAGCAGUAGAUGAAUCAGAGUGGGAUUCUUCUUCUGAAAAUAAUGAUCAAAAUGAUAAUGGCUCCUUCACUAAAGGUGACGUGCAGUCACCAGUUUCUAAAACAAAUAUUGGAACAGCAAACCAGACUGGAGAGCAGCAGUCUUGGCAAGAAGAAGAUAAAGAAAGUGUUGAUAAAGAAUCCAAUGACCCCUCUCCUGCAGUGUCACCAGUACCUGAGGAAAUACUAGAUAACGAUGGAGGAAAAUUAGACUCAGAGAAUGAUCAAGGCGACGAUAGUAGUUGGGAUGAUGAAGAUAAAAGUGAGUCAGAAAAACAGAAGACAAUGGUGAGAAAAGAUGAUGAGGUUGCAGCCUGCGUUAACAUCUUGAAGACACGUCUUUCUACGCCGAGCAGGUCGAGACCCACGAGUGCAACGGACAAGAAGUUGGAGGGAGAUGAAGACGAUGAAGAGGCUCCUCAAGCUGUUAUUGAUGGGAAGGAUGAGUCCCCAGAGGAUAACAGUCUGGCGGGUGUUCAGAAAGACAAUCCCAGCAAAGACGAUGAGACAAGCGAGGACUCUGACAGCAAGGACCAAAAGCUGCAGUACGAUUUCACCAGCGCCACAGUCAAAGUGUCUGACGAUGACGAUGGACACGAGGCUAGAUUAACUGCAUACGUUCCACUAGAAAAUAGUAGUGCCGUUGUUCCUGACCUCAAUGAAGAACCGACGAGGGAAAAUAUUCUUUCAAGCCCUCCCGCUGCUGGUCAGCGCCAUGAUUCAGAUGGGAACACGUUGUCUGAUGAAGCGUUACCUCAGACUGACAUUGACGACGUUGAUCUAGACUCACCUGAUGAGGCAGAGAGCAUAGGCGCGGGAAGCCGAGAGCUAAGAAACAUUGAAGAGUCUGUCAUGCAGAAAAAAGAUUCCACUGGGGAUGAGGAUGAUAAUGACCAAGAGGAGGAGAGAGAUGAUGAUGAGGAGGAAGAUGUCUCAGAUGAAAAUGAUCCACCUGAUCGUAAAGAGAGUGGAGAGUUCCUUUACGCCAGCUCACCUGUUCCUGAGGCAGAAGUCUCUAAAGAUAAGAAAAGAGACUUCCUGUCCGAGCUGGGACUAGAGAAGGGAGAGGAAGAGCAGGACUCCUGGGACUCUGAGUCCCACUCUGAUAACCCCAAUAUUCCACAUGAAGGGAAACAAAGCUCGCAUACUCAGGAUCGAGAAGAGAUAACCACUGUUGAAGAAGAGGUCAAAGAAAACUUGUUUUAUAUUCCCUCUUUUUUAAGAGGGCAAGGAGGCGCUAGGAUGGCAGUCCUAGAGCCUCGGAGGAGUGUAGGCAGGCCCAGAGGCAGCCAGGGAGAGGUUGGAAACGACGGUAACGGUAAAAACAGAGCCGAACGUGUAGAUAAAGAUGACAGUAAACAGAAAGAGACUGAGAAAAUCAAAUGGGAACCACUUCGUGUUUUGAGAAAACUUGAAGGAGAUAUCGAACGAAAGACAGAUGUAAUGGAAGAGCUCGGUCUGGGUGAUGUUGAUGAUCUUGAAGACGCAUCAGACUGGGACUCGGCCAGUACUACCAGUAAGAGAACCCUGCCUGGCCGCAGAAUGCCCUCCCCUGGACUUGAGGAGUUCCCAGAAUGCUCAUAUCCAUCUGUUAAAGAGCAGGAGGAAGACAUUGCUCCAGCAGCGCCCCUGACACCUCAGAGGAGCGUCAACUCCAACAAGACUCUGCCCAGCACACCUCCUCAACCCCAAACCCAACCGAAGCCUCAACCCCAACCGCAGCCUCGAUCAAGGAAGAUGGUGCUUCAGAAACCAGAGAGUGAAGAAGAUUCAGAUUGGGAACCAGACAACGUGGCGUCCUCUUGCAAUACAGCCAAAAUAGACAAUCAGCUGCGAAGCAUAGCUGAGCCCCAGGCAGCAGUCACACCAGGUUCCCCUGAGCUCUCACCGAUGACAGGAGACAGAAAAAGUAACGUAGAGUCUGACAAGCAGCAACAAAAGGAGAUAGAUGAUGAUGAUGAUGCAGUAGAUACAUGUGAGUUAGAUCUAAAUAACCCAUGUCCAUCUGGAGAGAAGGACAAUGACUUUAAAGAUCAACGCGGUCCUGAAGAAAGAGGCGAAGCGGGCGACGGAGUCCCGUGGGAGAAUCGCUACGAGAAGCUCUGGGUGGAGGUGGAGAAAAGGGAGGUCAAAUCCACCUUCAAGAAUGUUGCCGGUGAAUUAAAAGAGAAGUUUGGAGAACUGCAGAAAUCAAGGCGUUCUGCAGAAGAAGAAGAAGAAGAACAGGCCAUGGCUGAAUCUGCAGAAGAAGAGUCAAGUGAUGAAGAAGAAGAAGGGGAAGUCAUUGUGCGCCCCGCGGCGAGAGCGAGGAGCACCGUCCUUCUCACCAUCCCCGAGCAGAGGGAGUCUGGACCGGACGACUCGGCGACAGAGUCAAGUGACAACUCCUUAUGCGAGGGUGGGAUGCAGGUCUACGAGCCCGCAGCUAGCGAGAGCAACAUGUGUCGAGAGCCGUAUCUACUCGCUGAUGAUUUUCUGGAGGAGCGCAGGUCUUCUUCUCCUCGACUCGCCACAGCACAAAGACACAGCUGCAUAGAUCCCGUUGCCACAUCUUUUACUGAUGACACCAUACGCAUGUCUGUUGUUGACCGGAGCACAUUCUCAAAGGAUGACUCCAAACUUGGGCCGUUCCAGAAAACACAUCUGGACCUUAUCUGCAAGGACAACGCUGCUAAUCUAGAUGGAGCUGAGAAAAACAAUGCGAGUUCAGAAGAGGAUCCCGAGGAAUUCGCCAAGUCUCGCCCCCCCUCACUGAGCAGACGUUCAGCAUCUGUCCCAGGUGUUUCUGAUGAAGAGCUGGAAGAGGACAUGGAAAGAUUUAAACUUGAGGUAGGGAUGCUGAAGGUUGUCUUCCUGGAUUUGGAGAAAGAAAAGGCCCAACUCCAGAAAGAGGUUGGCAAAGAGACGACACAGACGGCAACGGAGGUGCAACAACCAUCCACUUCUUCCUGGCAUACCGGUGGAACGGCACUGGAAGAAAUGCGUACUGAGAAACCUGAGACCAGGUUAGGAUCCCUGUCAAGUCAAGCUGGAGCAAUUCACCAGGAACAGCAGCAGCCUGUGGCCACCAAGAGCACCAACGGGGCAGCAGUGCAGACCUACAAUAGCUACAGACAGGAGGGACACGCUGUAGAGGAGCCCUCACAGCCGGAGCUGGUCAGAGGGGCCCGGCGCUGCAGAGCCCCUCAGACCAACACCCAUGUCAAUGGAGAUCCUCUCUCUGUGUUUGAUGAUAGCACUUUAAGUGAAGUGUCCGACGAUGAAGGAAGUGGACAACAGAAAAACGAGAACCCUGAAGAAGAGGAGAUGGCAGAAGACUUUGAUGAAGUCACUCAGUCGUCCGACACGGCCACAGACGACAUCGACUCUCCCACUUCAGGCUAUCGUCACGCAUCCCUCCUCGUCCAGAAGCUGGAUUCAGCCACUUUGGACUCGAGAAGCAUGGUGAAGCUGCAGAACAUUUUCCACGAAUAUGAGCGCUCUAUCCAAAAGGCGAGGAGUCGCCACGGCUACCUGGCGGACAAGGUGAGCAAGCUGGAAACAGAGAGGGCGGAGUUGAAGAGCUCUCUGGAGGAAGUUAAAGAUUUUAAAUCUGCCUUGGAGCGCAACCAGCUGGAGCUGCAGACCGAAGUCACAAACCUCAAAUUUCAGCUGAAACAGGAGCAGGAAUAUCGCCACGACGCCACCAUGAUGUAUAACUCAACCAGAGAUAAGCUGAGGAGGACGGAGGAGCAGCAUCAGUUGGAGGUUCAGAAGAGGCAGAAGGUGGAGCUCACCCUCAGGAAUCUGGAGCUGGAGAUGAGAACUCUGGUCAACAGCAUGAAACAGCUUGAAGAAGACCACAGUGAGACCCAGAGGCUGCUGGUUCAGGAGCGCAGCGCUCGGACGCUGCAGGAGAAUCUGCUCAACGGCCAUCUUCGAAAGCAGCAAGAGAUAGAGGACGAGAACAAAAGAAACAUGAGCAGAAGCAACGAGGCCUUGUCUCAGCUCACUGAGGCCAGUGACAGGGAGAGGGAGUUGCUCCAGCAGAAUGCUGCCUUGCAGGAGCAGCUGAUCAUCCUGAGAACAGACCUGGAGCGCUCCAACGCCAACAGCAGCCUCAAAGAGAGCCACAUUUUGGAAGAGAACGAGGCCCUCAAGGAACAGCUAGAAGAUGCUCGGCGAGAUCUCAAACUCAACAGCGAAGCCCUGACCCAGACUGUCUUCACCUGCAAUAACCAGGUGACCACCCUGAAGUCCGAGUUAGCUAUAACGACGAGCCGUCUGGAAAAUGAGCGGCAGACUCGCGAAACGCUGGACGCAGAGGUCGAGUCCACUCGUGUCCGCCUGGCCGGAGCCGUGAAGGAGGCCGAGCUUUGCCUGACGGCUCACAACGACACAGAGAGGGCUCUGCUCCGUGAGAAAGAGGAACACCAGCGGCUCAAAGACAGACUCACAGGUGAUGCAGCCGGUCAACGUGAGGCGGUCGGCAGCCUGUCCCAGAAGCUGGCCAAGGCAGAGACUCGCGCGAACAGCAUGGAGAAUGAAGUUCAUCGGGCCACGCUGCAGCUGACGGAGAAAGGCCUGCUGCUGGACGUCCUGCAAAGGGAGAAGGACCAGGCGGCCGUUCGCGUCAAGGAGCUAGAAGCGUCUCUGCAGGCCGAGAGGGAGCUGAGCAGCCGCGCCGGAGCACGCCAAGAGGCCACGCAGGAGCGGCUAGCCCAGACCCAGAGUGAGGGCAUGCUGCUCCGGCAACAGCUUGAGGAGGCCCAAAACAAAGGCGUCGCGAAGGAACACGCUGUGACAGAAGCCCAAGAGCGCUUCAGUGACCUUCUGUCCAAGCUGCGCUCUGACAGCGAAGAGAGAGUACAGCUAGUGGAGGAAAGAAAUAAGGAGCUCGCCGGUAAGGCCGCUGAUCUCCGAGAUCAGAUCUACAAGUUAGAGGAAGACAAGACCGACAGAGAGACUAGUCUGAGGCAGCUGCAGCAGGAGCUGGCUGACUCCCUCAAGAGGCUGUCGAUGAGCGAGGCUUCUCUGGAGGUCAACACGCGCUAUCGCAAUGACCUGGAGGAGGAGAAGGCUCGGCUCUUUAGAGACUUGGACAGGCUCAGAGGAAAGCUGGAGGAAAGCGAAGACCAGCAUGUGCAGGCUGAGAGACGGAUCAACGGUCUGAAGAGCAGUCUCGAUGAAAGGGAAAAGCAACUCACCACCGCGGCUCAGAAACACCAGGAGGCGCUGUCCGCCGCGGCAGCUUCUGAUACCACCAUCAAACAGCUGGAGGAAGCUGUGCAAAGGCUGGAGAUCGAGAACGCCAGGCUGGAAGCUGCUGCAAAGCAACAGUCCAACAAAAUUGAUGCGCUUCAGAAAGGGGUUCAGGAAUCUGCCAUGCUAUCUGACUGCUCGCCUUCAGGAGGAGGGGUCAGAGGUCAUUUGGAGGACUUGGUUACAAACCUCCAAAGCAGUAAGAUGACUUUGGAAGACCAACUCAAUCGAGAGGUCCAGAAGCAAAGCAUGCUGUCUCACACAGCCCAGGACUCCCAGGCCAUGUGGGAGGAGGAGCUGAAGAGCCGCUCUAAGUUGGGACUGCGCCUGGCGGAGCUUGAAAAGGAGAAAGGAGACUUGAGCACCCAGAUGGAAAUAGAAAAGAAGAAAGCCAAGAAGAUAGCGGAGCAGAAGAAGGCUGUAGACACGCGGCUGGAUCAAGAGAUGAAGAGAAACACAGAUCUCCAGAAAGAAAUGUACAGGUUGCGUACUUUAUUGAAGACUGCAAAGAAGAAGUUGCGGGAUCAGGACACAGGCGGAGCUGAGUUUGGCUCUCCUAUGACCAGUCUACGGAUGGACCAAGGCAGACACAACCUGGCCGACAGUUCCUUUGGACGAAUGAAAGAAAAGGUGGACGAUCUGCAGGUGCAGCUGGAGAAGGAAGGGUCCCGUCGCAGCCAGCUAGAGAAGGUGAACGGCGACCUCAAGGAUCAGCUGUCCUCCCUGAAGAGCUUGAGCCGCAGCAACGACCAACUGGAGAGGGGCAAGAGGCAGCUGGAGGAGGAGGUGCUGGACCUGAGACGCCGAAUGGAGGCCUCUCAGAUUGAGCAGAGCCAGGUGGAGCAGUACCGCCACGACGCAGAGGACAGGGCCCGUCAGGAGCUCAAACAGAAACUGGAGCAGGUCAACAUCUUCCUGCAGUCCCAGGCAUCAUCCCAAGAAGCACUGGAUCAGAUUAAAGCGACCAACGAGGCCAACCUGCGCUCCCAGCUGGAGCAGAAGAUCCGAGAGCUGGAGGGGGAACUGGGCCGGGCCCGCACCACCCAUCACGACAGCCUCAACCAAAGAGACUCCACGCGCACGGAGCUAGAGCGAUACCGCCAACUUCACUCCGAGGAGCUACGCCUCCGCAAGUCCCUGGCUGCCAAACUAGACAGAGCCAACGGUCGGCUCGCAGACGCCAAUUCCAAGUUGCUCAACGAGCGCAGCAGGUCUCUGAUCACCAGCAGCAUCGCAAACGGUAGCCUCGGAGGGCCCUCGCUGGACGUGGGCUCUUUGGGUCAAACGGCACACUACGGGGCCUCGCUGGGGCCCCUCAACAGGAGCCUCAACCUGGGACUGUCCCUCCGAGGCCCUGUCACUGACGGGCAGAACAGCCGGGUGGAGGACUACCUCGCCAAGAUGCAGAGUGAGUUGGAUAGAAACAUAUCAAAGGAAUUAAACAAUGCCACAGCAGAGCUGGAUGUUGCUUCAGCCCGGAUGUCACCGGUGGGCUCUGCCUCCAGGGCGGAGCUGGACCCCGUCAGCAGGGCGACGCAGCAGUACUUGGAGCAGUCUACGUUGGCCACGCCUCCUCGGCUCAAAGAACGAGCGAGCGAGAGAGAGAAAGCAGCGAUGGUCGAGCGAGCUAGAGUGAAUGAAGAGAGGGAGCAGUGUUAGUGAGAGCAAAGCAGCGAAUCAGAGGAAUAAAACAUUUUCAGAUUGCGGCGGCGGUUAUGUUCUAGUGCGCAAAUAAACACAACCACAAUUCCACACGACCUUGCGGGACGGUACUGAGUUGCCAGAUUUUAUAAUGAAUGCGGCCAAAGGUGCAGGCUUCAUCCUGUCCGCUGUCACUCGGCGCUGCUCUCGGUUAAACUGACACAGAGGAGCAGUGGGAACACCGUCUGGAUCACAUACCACAUAGCUGUCACUACAUGACUUUAGCCCUGAUUUUCCACUCCCUAACAGUUUUUAAAGCUCCCCGACAAAAAGCCCUAGAUCAGAGGCAAAUCAGCGCUCGGACAUCACGUAUGAUCUGCUCAAAGACUUGAGCCGAGAGGCUCGCCAACACGAGUCGAUGCCUCGCAGAAGCCUCACAGACACAUUCCAGAUAUCUGGCAUGCUAAAUAUCUGGACCUGUUGGGGACUCCAGCCACGAGCUACAGCCAAUGAGAGCGCGAGACACGGGUUGAGGGGAAACCUGGGAGAGGAGGGGUCGCCUGCAACAACAGGAACUUAACUGUAUGUGUUUCAUUUGCAACACGGAGCAGUUGCUGUUGCACCUGGCUGAAUAAAUAGUAAAAAAGACUGUGGAAACUAGCGGAGGCUAUUUUGUAAACACGUGCCAACAACAUCAGCGAUUUGUCUUGCGUUUGGUAUCAAGUCAUUUCCCGUGUAUUUCUCGCGUGUGCUUUUCGUGACAAAGCGUAGUUUGGAGGAUUCCUCCCGGUGAGAGAUCUUGUAGUGUGUGACCUCCUGUCGCCGGUCGGUCAUGUAGUGUAAAAACAACAACAAACCACACUUGUGUAGUGUGACCAGUACUGCCAUCUGAACACUUUGAAUGUCGUUUAGUGUGAACUUAGCUUAAGAAUACACAACCCGUGAAAUUACGGCUGCUUUGUAUCUGACAGAGCUAAGCGGGUACUCGUGCCUCUGUAUCAGACGCCGAGGGGCGUGACAAAGCGACGGUAUUUGACGACCUAAACUGGCUGCACACCCUGCGCGCUGUUAUCGGCUGCCGGUCACACCCCCACGAGGGGCACAAAGCCACUUUGCUAACCCCCAGAAACGUCCCGAACACGGCGAAAUCCAGAAAGAAAACUAUCCAGGCAGAGGGCUGCAGGGUCUCUGCAGACACAGACACUGCCACACACUUCUAGUGGGUCAUAAGUGAGGAUUGAGAGGGACUGUUUUAGUCUAGAUACAUUAUUUUUUAGGAAAUUGUUGCAUAUUAUACCUUUAAAUACUGACUGCACCAACAAUAAGGCCAAAGCCACCGUCCAGACAUAUAACACCAACUUUGUACGUAUUUACUCUGUUAUGAAAGAAAGCAAACAUAAUGCACGUUGCACUUAACCACUCAGGAGCAAAGGGCAUGAGUCAUAUAUAUAUAUAAAUAUAUAUAUAUUGCGUCAUUGAUGGGUACAAUUAGAGAGAACCUCGAAAGUAUUUGUUCCUUCUGACCAGUUCUGUUCAAUAUUUAACUGUUUUGUUUCUAUUAGCACACUAGAUAUAUAUAUACAGAAAUAUACAGGUUUGGAUUUUUAUUUGUGAAUAUUGGUGUUGCUAAAUUUCUCUAAGUAUUUGAUGUAUGCAUCAUUAAUAAUUUUGCCAAGAUAUUACAUUUGGUACGUGCCAUCAAAUGGUGCAAUAUCUGUCUUGGUCUUACUUUGUUAGGCUCGUUGGAGUAUUGUGUUUAUGAUUAUUUUAUUUAUUCAUUAAUAUUUGUUUUUUUAUGAACAUGAUAUACUUGAAUAAGACGAGCUGGAAUCCUCUCUGGCUAUUGAAACAGGGUGACUACAUUUGUAUAAAGCUUUUGGUCAGCUUGAUUUUAGGGGCCGCCAAAAGUGACACACGUUUUGUUUGUUUGUUAGUUUUGUUUCAUUAUUCAUAAAUACUGUAACAGAACACAUAUAGGAAAACAUUUAUGACGCCUGUACAUUACAGAAGACUCUAAAGUUGUAAAUAAAAAUAAAAGUAAAAAAAAAAAAA
Messenger RNA from Sebastes umbrosus (honeycomb rockfish), 11540 nucleotides. RefSeq names its product ankyrin repeat domain-containing protein 26 (gene aard). Bases 261 to 9506 code for a protein of 3081 amino acids. The transcript is spliced from 46 exons. NCBI's taxonomy places the organism in Eukaryota, Metazoa, Chordata, Actinopteri, Perciformes, Sebastidae. Gene Ontology annotation, molecular function: protein binding. The record is from RefSeq and is a predicted model, not a curated record.